AUGGAAACCUUCGCCAUCCUCUGCCUCCUCGGUGCCGCUCUCGCUGCACCGGCCGCUCAGCAAGCGCCUCAGGCACCUCAAGCUCCCCAAGCUCCUCAGGCACCACAGGCACCUCGUCCUGCUCAAGCGCCUCAGGCACCCCAGACUCCUCAAGCUCCCCAGGCUGGCCAAGCUCCUCAAGCUGGUCAAGCUCCUCAAGCUGGCCAGGGAGCUGGCGGCAACUGCGCCGACAUCCAAUCCAAGCUCGCAAAGGGCAUCCAAGCCAACCUCGACAUCCAAGCCGCCGAACUCAAAGGCGUCUACGCCCUAAAGCUGCAAGCCGGCACCGCCGGCUUCAACACGACCCAGCAAUCCGUGCUAUCCAUCCAAAAGCGGGGCGUCGACAUCCGCGCCAACAACCAGAAGCUUGCCGCGCAGAUCAAGUCGCCCGCUGCUGAUGGCCUGGCUAUUGUUGCUGGAGCCCAGACCAAGGAGAUUGGCCAGGUGCAGGGCUUGAAGGGAACGGGUGCGGAUGCGCCGGUCAUUGCUAUGUUGGUUCAGGAGGUUAUGGAUGGGACGAUGCAGAAUCAGAAGAACCUUGCUGCGGCUAAGGGACAGGUUUGUGCGAAGUAG
Alternaria ethzedia is the source of this 612-nucleotide messenger RNA. RefSeq lists its product as uncharacterized. The record is from RefSeq and is a predicted model, not a curated record. Bases 1 to 612 code for a protein of 203 amino acids. The transcript is spliced from 3 exons. NCBI's taxonomy places the organism in Eukaryota, Fungi, Ascomycota, Dothideomycetes, Pleosporales, Pleosporaceae.